This is a messenger RNA of Dermacentor silvarum, 2471 nucleotides long. RefSeq lists its product as uncharacterized. NCBI's taxonomy places the organism in Eukaryota, Metazoa, Arthropoda, Arachnida, Ixodida, Ixodidae. The transcript has 2 exons. Bases 416 to 1480 code for a protein of 354 amino acids. The record is from RefSeq and is a predicted model, not a curated record.
CCUCCUUUCGCAAGUGCGAACAUUCAGGUUUCCCAGAGAAAGCGACAGACGGGACGCCUGGAUCGCAGCAGUGCGAAGGGAUAAAUGGGUGCCUACAAAGAGCUCUCAGAUUUGUUCUGCUCAUUUCAUCCAAGGCCGGCCGUCGUCAGACCCUACCCAUCCGGACUAUGUCCCUACAAUAUUUCCGUACCGUGAUCAAGGCAACACGAACCAGAAACUUCAGCGGUACCAGCGUGGCCAAAGGAGGCGCAGUGUGCAAGCUAGCGGACCUGCAGUGGGGAGCAAAAGUGCACAGGUGAAAAUAUGUGUACCUACUGCAAGUGACCUUGCAACAUCGUCAGUAACUGACAAUAAUGUUGGCCUCGAGGAUUACACUAAAGAUUCUUGUGAAGCUGAAACAGAGACAACACUUACUAUGGUUGAUAUAUCUGCUCUUACUUUAGAGAAUGCAGCACUAAAAGAUAAGGUUGCUUGUUUAGAAGAACAGCUGGCAUCAGCAAAGAAAAAAAAUGCGGAGCUUGAGAUGAAAAAUCAGCCAGUUCCGAUUCGGAAGAUAACUAGGGACAUUGUUAUGAAGUCUCAGAAAGCUGUUAAGUUCCACACAGGUGUCGUGUCUGCAGAAAUGUUUGCUGCAUUGCUUCAAAUGGUUCUGUCUGUCUGGAGCCCAACAACUCGAACAACCCUGGAUCCAGAGCAGCAGCUCAUUUUAGUGCUUAUGAGACUGCGUCUGGGACUUCUGACGGAAGAUCUAGCAUUUCGGUUUGGCAUUUCUGUAACUUCCGUAAGCCGCAUUUUUCAUUCGUGGCUAGAUGUCUUAGCUGAGAACUUCAAGAAGCUCUUGAUUUGGCCAUCUCGUAGAACACUGCAAUCUAGGUGCCCUGAAGCAUUCAAAGAUGCUGCAUUCGAGAAUGUCAGGGGCAUAAUUGAUUGCACAGAAAUAUUUAUCGAAAGACCCACUUCAAUGACAGCAAGGAGCCAGACAUAUUCCAACUACAAACAUCACAACACAGUCAAGCUUCUUGUGGUGAUUGCCCCAUCAGGAUCAAUCACGUUCGUUUCUAAAGCAUGGGGCGGGAGGGUCUCUGACAAAGAGCUGACGCAACGCAGCGGACUGCUUGAAUUGGUAGAAGAAGGGGACGUGUUCCUUGUAGACAGAGGAUUCAGAUGUGAGGAAAUGUUUGGUGCUCGAGGUGCAAGCCUGCUGAUGCCUUCAUUGACGAAGAAGCGAGCACAACUUCCUGGGGCUGAGGUCACCACAUCAAGAAAAAUUUCCAGUGUCCGCAUACAUGUCGAGCGAUCAAUUCAGAGGCUGAAAUCAUUUAGGCUGUUUCACAUGAUCCUCCCUGUGAACUUUAUAAAAAGAUCUGGGGAUGUAGGCUAUGCCACCAUUGACAAGUUGGCAAUUGUGUGUAGUGGCCUGGUGAAUCUCCAAACACCUAUCAUCAACACGAACCAUGAAGACCUCGCUGUAUGUAACUGAAAGAUAAGCUGUGUCUUGAUUGUCAAAUAAAAAGUGAAGCAGUCAGUGGUGUUCAAAGCAUAUAAAUUCAAUAUUUAUUGCUUUUACUACUGGGUUACAUAUUGCAUGCAAUUUUGUACGGCGUCGCUGCAGUAGAAAAAUGGUCAUAACAUUUUCAUUAUUGCAUCACCAAGUGCAAUGCCUGGAGAGUGUUGUAGGGAUUCCAAUGGUUUACUUUAAUGGAAAAAAGACCACUGCUCUCUUUUAGCUUUCUUUUUACUAUUCUUGACUUGGUGCGCUUACAUCAGCUGGCCCUAGUUCCACUUGACAUUUAUUACACAUCCACGAUUUUGGUGUACGUUUAAGCUUAACACAUUUCAAAUGAAAGUUUGCUGUACACAGUGAACAUUGAACAGUGCGGCCAGACUUGUUACCAUGACAGUAACAUGUUUCCUUGGCACACUCUAUUUGCUUCAGAAUUUGUUUAGUCUGCAGUUCAGGAAAGAUAUGGGUAAAAAAAAGCUUGCUGCUUUAAGUUCUGCAUUUGACCAAAAUGAUUCGUUAAAGCUGAUAAGCUCAAUUGUAAGGGACAGCCCUGUAAACACUAAAAAGUAGGCUCGGCGAAGCUUCGUGGCGGCCAUUUGGGCUUGUACUUGUGUAUAAUAUGCGUGAUCAUGCUUUAACUGCAAAUUAUUAUUUAAAUAUUGCAGAUGCUUUGAAGCGUUAUUGAGUGGAGUACCUUUUAGAGAUGCAGGGCACUUAAUCUCUACCACAGAUUUCCCACAACAUUCACAGGAGGCAAUUCCAUCGGGAGAGGCAGCAAGAAAGGGAAGUCUUUCAUUCACAAAUAGACCACAUUCAGUUAACUGAAACCCUUUGUGCUUUUUUGACUCCUGUGAGAUGAAUGCCUCUUUAGCCUUCGGCUCCAUUGACACACCCCAACAGAUGUUUGAGACCCUGGGUGCCUUUACAUAGCCCAUGAUUUCAGCCACAAUGCCAUUGACCCCACUUC